AUGGCGGCAAGCUAUUAUGUUACCAGAUUAGGUUUCCAACCUGUUGCUUACAAAGGAUUAGAAACAGGAAGCAGAAAGUAUGCAGGACACGUGGUACAGCAAAAUGACAUCACUCUUCUUUUUAUUUCGGCAUAUGAACCCAAUGAAACAGAAUUAGGAAGUUAUUUAGCGAAACAUGGCGAUGAAAUUAAAGAUGUAGCUUUUGCUGUUGAUAAUUUAGAAAAUAUUGUUAAUACAGCAAAGGCUCGUGGAGCUAAAGUCGUUAAAAAUAUUUGGGAAGAGUCGGACGAUGAUGGUACCGUUAGAUUGGCUAUAAUUCAGACGUUUGGUGAAAAUACACAUACUUUUAUUGAUAGAAGUAAAUAUAAAGGGCUAUUUUUGCCAGGAUAUGUGCCUUGUGGCCCUGAUGCUUUAGGCAUGAAAUUAUUUUGGUCUGUUGAUGAUAAAGAUGUUCAAACUAAAUAUUCCUCACUAAGGUCAACUAUAAUGAGUAAUUGGGAGGAAAACAUUAAGGUGAUAAAUUUAAAAGAAAGAGGUAUGGAAUUUCUUCAAGUGCCUGAUAGUUACUACAAAAUGUUGAAGGAUAACCUUAAAACUUGCAAUAUUGAUAUUCAAGAAGAUCUUAACGUGUUGCAAGAAUUAAAAAUUUUGGUUGAUUACGAUGAAAAUGGAUAUUUGCUUCAAAUUUUCACCAAAAACAUGCAAGAUAGACCAACUUUGUUCAUUGAAUUGAUUCAAAGGAGAAAUCAUAAUGGUUUUGGAGCAGCAAAUUUUAGAGCCUUAUUUGAGGCUAUAGAAAUGGAACAGGCUAAAAGAGGAAAUUUAAACUAA
This is a messenger RNA of Brassicogethes aeneus, 831 nucleotides long. Lineage: Eukaryota; Metazoa; Arthropoda; Insecta; Coleoptera; Nitidulidae. The record is from the annotation of a GenBank genome assembly.